This is a messenger RNA of Triticum aestivum (bread wheat), 930 nucleotides long. RefSeq names its product MADS-box transcription factor 1. The record is from RefSeq and is a predicted model, not a curated record. The coding region runs from base 248 to 760 and encodes 170 amino acids. Gene Ontology annotation, biological process: positive regulation of transcription by RNA polymerase II. The transcript has 5 exons. Gene Ontology annotation, molecular function: RNA polymerase II transcription regulatory region sequence-specific DNA binding; protein dimerization activity. Lineage: Eukaryota; Viridiplantae; Streptophyta; Magnoliopsida; Poales; Poaceae.
GCUGCCCCACCACCACCUUAAAGCUACAGUACCCAUGCCCGACAGCCCGAGAGAAGGGGCAGAGAGGGUGGCCGAAGCUAAUAAGCGAUCGAUCGGUGGUGAAGUGGUGAUCGACAGUCGAGAGAUUUGUAGAGAGAGGCUAUUUAGGCAAUUAGACGCAACGAGCAAGCAUAUGAUCAGACAUCGCUCUGCUGGCUGCGGAAAAUAAAAGGAGACCUAGAGAGAGAAAGAAAGAGAGGAGGAGGAGAUGGGUCGGGGGAAGGUGGAGAUGAGGCGGAUCGAGAACAAGAUAAGCCGGCAGGUGACGUUCGCCAAGCGCCGGAAUGGGCUGCUCAAGAAGGCCUACGAGCUCUCGCUGCUCUGCGACGCCGAGGUCGCCCUCAUCAUCUUCUCCGGCCGCGGCCGCCUCUUCGAGUUCUCAAGCUCCUCAUGCAUGUACAAAACACUUGAGAGAUACCGUACCUGCAACUCCAACUCACAAGAAGCAGCACCUCCGCUAGAAAAUGAAGAGCAAGAAUUGCAGGAUGAAAACAAAGACUUGAGGAAGAAGUUGCAAGAUACCACCAGCAGCUGCGGAGAGAAUGCGGUCCAUAUGUCCUGGCAAGACGGAGGGCAGUCUAGCUCCAGAGUACUCCAACACCCGGAGCAUGAUACCUCCAUGCAAAUUGGGUAUCCUCAGGCCUACAUGGACCAGCUGAACAGCAGAGAUCACGUGGCUUCUGAACGCCCUGGUGGAGGAUCGUCUGCAGGGUGGAUAUGAUUAACUGAUGUGGCGCUGCGUCGUGUGUACUGUAGUUAAUGUAUCUGUACUUCGGUGACAAUUGUUAUAUUUUUUGUGUACUGGAGUUGUGGUGAUGAGCACCACAUGUAUCUACUGAGAUUACGUGUGUGCUAGGCUGCGUGGUACGCUGACGGCCCAAAAGUUUGACA